AUGGACCAGUUCCACAAAGACGAUGAGGUCGAAAAUACUACGGAUCCGGCAGUGGUGGGAAUGGCGGAGAUUUCACCCACUGAACCCAUUACAAAGAUAGACCCCGAUGGUCCACAAGAGGAGCUUGAACCUCCUUUGCAAUAUUAUCAUCAGGAAGUGCUGGUACAAGAGUUGAACACCAUUAGGGAUUUGAAGGGAGCGCAAGCACAAAUGGUGAACGCCGUCAAUGAGUUACUAAGGGCAAUGGGCUACAGAUCUGCGGACGAUGAUAAAAAAUAUAAAUUCAAGUGGAGCAGUGUGUCUACUUACAACUUGUUGAAGUAUUGCUACGAGAUUGGGCCCUUCUACGGCUUCGAAAAUGGAAAGGAUCAGACUCUGCGAAAGCUAGAACAAAGCAGCUUCAUCUCGUUAAAAUGGGUAUGUGUAUGGUACAAUGUUCUUAGAUCUGUGGAUUUUCCGUCGCGAGUGGUGCCCACAGAGCUACAGUGUAAAACGCGGUUCAAAUACCUACUGGAGCAGGCACACUCGCGUUUAUUUGUUGAGGAAGCCAAGAAAGACUUCAUACUCACAGGUGUGCCCAGAUUGGACCUGAUGCUAGAAAAGGUCACAAAUCUCAAGUAUGAAGCCGAAGAAAGGAAGGCAGACCUGCAAAAAUUUGAGGGACAACGAGUUAAGCGGAGUGCCGGGGAAAUGCUGGGUGACACUACGGAUCCUGCUCUUGCCAGCGUCGAACCAGAAAUAGCGGAAUUAGACCGCCUCGGAAGUGAAGGCGUGGGUUCUUCAAAGCGCAGAAUCGAGUCGUAUGCUACUGCGAGAAGGGAUGGCGAGGAGUACCGUUCCAAGCAAUUGGCGGUGCAGAUGGAGCAGCUGGCAGUAGAACACGAGCGGCUGGCAUUUUUGCGCCAGCAAGAAAUACGCAAGGCAACAGACUCGAAUGUAAAGCGGGUAACUUCCAUUUUGGGGGUCUUGGGUUACGCUCACGAUCUGGAUAAUGAUCAAUUGCGUAUUAAGGACACAUUACUCCACGUUCUGCAAAACUCAUUACACGAGCUGCGAUCUUAA
Lachancea dasiensis is the source of this 1062-nucleotide messenger RNA. The record is from the annotation of a GenBank genome assembly. Lineage: Eukaryota; Fungi; Ascomycota; Saccharomycetes; Saccharomycetales; Saccharomycetaceae.